Marmota monax (woodchuck) is the source of this 3652-nucleotide messenger RNA. It is a transcript of the gene Krt39, whose product is annotated as keratin 39. The transcript has 7 exons. The record is from RefSeq and is a predicted model, not a curated record. Lineage: Eukaryota; Metazoa; Chordata; Mammalia; Rodentia; Sciuridae. The coding region runs from base 149 to 1513 and encodes 454 amino acids. Gene Ontology annotation, molecular function: structural molecule activity.
GACUCAGUCGAGGGUGCUUGAGCCAGUGACCACAGACUAGGAGACCAACUGAAGCUGGAUACACGCUGUGGAUACCGAGGGAUCUAGAACAACUACUUCUUCUUCAACCCCACCCCAAAACUGCUCUGGGAUUACAAAUUUUAGGACCAUGUCUGCUAACAACAGCUGCCAAUCAACUGGCCACAUACCAAGAACUCCCCAGAGCCAGGUCUGCCAAUCCACUCAUCGCCUUUGUUGCACCCCCAUCUACCUCAUAAGCAACUUCUGUGUCCAUCCGUCUCUGGAUGACUGCAGCUGGAUGGGUGAAGGUAUCAACAGUAACGAGAAGGAGACCAUGCAGAUCUUGAACGACCGCCUUGCUAACUUCCUGGAAAAGGUGCGAAUGCUGGAACGAGAGAACGCUGAACUGGAGUGUAGAAUCCAGGAAGAGUGUGACAAAGAGCUCCCUGUCCUGUGUCCUAAUUACCUGUCCUACUACACCACCAUCGAGGAGCUCCAGCAGAAGAUCUUGUGUACCAAGGCUGAGAAUUCCAGGCUGGUCUCACAAAUUGACAACACCAAACUGGCUGCAGAUGACUUGAGAGCCAACUAUGAAGCUGAGGUGUCCCUACGCCAGCUCGUGGAGGCCGACGCCAACAGCCUACGGAAGAUCCUGGAUGCACUGACCCUGAGUAAGGCUGACCUGGAGGCGCGAGUGCAGUCUCUGAAGGAGGAGCUACUCUGCCUCAAAAACAGUCACCAAGAGGAUAUCAACUCCUUAUGGGGGCAGCUUGGGGAUAGACUCAACAUUGAAGUAACUGCAGCCCCUUCUGUCGACAUAAACCAGAUUUUACAAGAAAUGAGAUGUCAGUAUGAGUCCAUCAUGGAGACAAACCGUAAAGAUGUGGAACAAUGGUUCAACACCCAGAUGGAGGAGCUGAAUCAACAAGUGGUGACCAGCUCUCAACAGCAGCAGUGCUCCCAGAAGGAAAUCGCAGAACUGAGACGUACUGUGAAUGCUCUGGAGGUGGAACUACAGGCCCAGCACCGAAUGAGAGAUUCCCAGGAAUGCAUCCUGACAGAGACUGAGGCCCGCUACACGACCCUGCUGGCCCAGAUCCAAAGUCUGGUCCAUAACCUGGAGGCUCAGCUGGCAGAGAUCCGCAGUGCCCUGGAAAGACAGAACCAGGAAUAUGACAUUCUGCUGGAUAUUAAGUCCCGGCUGGAGUGUGAGAUUGCCACAUACCGCAGCCUUCUGGAGAGCUCAGACUGCAAGCUUCCCUGUAACCCGUGUGCCACCCAAUGCAAGCCUUCCACUUGCACAUCCUCCAAGCCCAGCACCGUGGAAUGCACCGCCCCAGUUUUCACAUCCUCAGCCCCUAAUGGGAUACUCAAGCGGUACAACGUCUGUGGACCCCCGUCCCGGAUACUGGUUAAAAUAUGCACCAUCACCAAGGAGAUUCAGGAUGGGAAGGUCAUUUCUUCUCAUGAACAUGUGCAGCCUUGCUUCAUCCCCAGACUUGCCAAAGUCUAACGGCCCAAGGGGAUGCAAAGGACCCCCAUUCAUGAGAGAAAGGCCAAUACCUGCUCCUGCCAGAGAGGUUUAAGAACUCCCCAGGCCCUUAAGGUACUUAGUCUCUUACUACUACAGCGGGUCGCCAUCACUAGAUAGAGUGUCUUUUAUUCCACUCCUUCCCUAAGUCGCUGCUGCCAACGUGAUAAUAAAUUACAUUUCUCUGGUAGGACAUUUUGCAUUCAUCUGAAGGGUGGGAAUGGAUUAGCCAGUUCCUCGGGGAAGAUGGCCUAUGAUGCUUGACUCCCCAGGUGUUGAACUGGCAGGUUUUUCUUUUGUUUACUCAGGCCUUAUUUACUUAUGUGCCUCCUUGGAGCCAGUCAGACAAGUUCCAGGAUUGUUUUUGGCCAUUGGCACACUAAGGUGAAAAGCUACAACCUUCCCUUCCAAGCUCCUUUUGUGGCUAUAGAAAGAAGCCUAUACAAAAACAGAGUAAAUAAGGAAAAAAAUAUCUUUGAUGUUUAGUUUCCUUGAAUAGAUAAUCACAGGUCCUGUUGAACUCUGCUGCCUCAGUUUUUUGUUUAUAGGUACUGACAUACUUGACCCUCCCCAGGAAAUUUUUGAAGAUGUCCAUGUUCUCUAAAACUUUGUGAACCAUUAGGCUCUUCUCCAAAUAUUUUCUUUGAGAAUCAGAAAUAGUUAUGGGGAAUGAAUGAAUCUAGAGCUAUUUCUUCAAAAAUAAUUUUGAAGAAACUGGGUCCUUUCGUUAAAUGUUUACUCUUUCUCUUUCUAUUCUUUAGGGAAUGGGAGUUUGAUCUGAUUGUUUGAGAAGGGCCAUGUAGCUGGAUCUCUCAAGACAUAACCCCCGAUGGGUGAUCAUGAAAAAAUAGCUUAGAUUCCUGCUUCAAUCUAUCCAUCAGAGAUAAAUGGACUUGAUAUUCACAAGCUUUGCAGAAAAUCAAUAGUGAAUCAUUGCUACUUGAAAGCACCAGGGAACCCCACUGUGAGAAGGUAUUAUUUAUGUACUAGCCAGUACCAUAGCUUCUUAACAGCAGAGCUCAGAGUAUGUAAAUCAUUCCCUGCAAAAAUGAGACGUUUUUGGAGGUUUUAGCAAAUAAUUCCAAAUCAAACAUAUAAUGGGGAGCCCAAAGGCCUUGUGUUCUAAACUUGCCAUUUCCCAACUGUGACCCUGCACAGUUUAGAUUCAUUUCCUAGAGAAAGAAAUUGCCUACUUCACAGGGCUGUUGUGAAGAGCAAAUGAAAUUGUUUAUGUAAUACUGCUGUUUGAUGAAAAGCACUAGACAAAUGUGAUCUUAAAUAAGCUUUGCUAUUAGCUACAGCUCUGGACAUAAUUUUAUUCAUUAUUAUCUUCUUAAAAUUGUUUCUUCAUGAAUUAUUUAUCCAGUCAUGAUUUGAGAGUUUUAAUAGUGUUUAGCUUCGGAGGGUGGGGGACAAAACAAGAUGUCUUGUGAUCAUGCCUACAAUUCUACUCAAUAAAGCAUUUUUUAAAUUCUUAGGGUAAGUAUCAGAUGUCAGUUGAUGCCUGGUGCCCACAUCAAAGAUGUUUACAGUAACUCACAGCUCAGAGAUUUACUUCCUCCAGACAAGUAGCAACUCACACUAACCUAGUGGAAUGCAGAAUUCCCAGAAUGGACUCUUUUCUAUUGAUGAUUUCUCAUCCAAAUGAGCAAAGUACCUCCAGUCAGCACUUAAGUGCAUAUUAUCUCAGACUACAGGAUGGAAAUAUGGAAAAGAGCCAAGAACUUGAACUAGAAACCAUGGUACAGAGUCUCAACCCAUUUUGUAUGUAUGAUCUUGAGUAAAACGAACUUUACAACCUGGGCCCCAUCUAAAAAGUGGCUGAUAGGAUUAAGUGGGAUAAUGACAGAAUAUUGCAAAGUGGUGGUGCUAUGCAGAAAGCAGUCCUUAUUCCCUAAAUUAAAAGCCAGACAUAUGUCAUUUCCAUCCAUCUUCCUCCUUUCUAAGCAUUGCAAGCCAGGUGGAUCCUGAUACAUACCAUCAACACUUACUGGAAAACUAAUUGGCAAGAGGUCAGAGCUGCUCAACCUGCUUUGAGCUUCUGAUCCCAACUAGAUAGAAGGGUCAGUGGACUCAGGCUAACCUUAGGCUGAUGCAGCAAUGCCAUUAUCAGUUCAUCCC